AUGUCCUCCCAAAAGCCUCAAAUCAGGGUCGCUAUCAUCGGUGCGGGCAUCGCUGGUGUCACUCUUGCUUUAGCACUCUCAGAACGCAACCCCGAUCUACACCUGUCAAUUUUUGAGUCACGUCUCCGCUUCUCAGAACUAUCAACCGGUGUUGGUUUUGGGCCCAAUGCCAUCCAAGCAAUGAACUUAAUAUCCCCCAAAAUUACAGCAGCUUAUGACAAGGCCAAAACGCCCAACAUGGGCCCAGAAAAAGCCGCCAAUAUAUGGUAUGAAAUGCGGUUUGGUGAUGGGCCUAGGGCGGGAGAGCUGAUCGCUGAGGUGCCGAGUGAGCAGGGGUUUGCACAUUGUAACGCUUCAAGAGCGCAAUUUUUGGCGAACUUAGUAGACUUACUUUCGAAAGAUGUGGAGGUCUAUUUUGGGAAGAGGGUCAUCGAUGUGGAGGAGGAUGAUGAGCUCGAAUUUGGGAAGAUGAGAGUCCGGUUUGAAGACGGGACUGACACAAAUGCCGAUGCCGUCAUCGGAUGCGAUGGUAUUCGGUCAGCUUGCCGCCGGAUCCUAUUCGGUGAAGACGAUAAGAGUGCGAAUGCAGUUUAUAGUGGGAAAUAUGCGUAUCGAAAAGUGGUGGAUAUGAAGAAAGCCAUUCGAGCGGUGGGGCCAGAGGCGCAAAAUCGACAAAUGUACUUGGGAAAAGGGGGGCAUAUUCUAACUUUUCCAAUCCGGAACGGAAAGGCGUUGAAUAUCGCUGCCUUUCGGGAUGCGGAGGGAGCCCCUUGGACGCAACGGCAAUGGGUAGUACCCAGCUCACGAGACGCAAUUCUAAAAGAUUUCGCUGGAUGGGCAGAGUACCCUAGAAAUAUACUCAAGCUGAUCGAAGACCCUGACAAGUGGGCUCUAUUCGAUACUAUCCCAUCAGAAACAUACGCACAAGACAAUUUCUGCAUCCUGGGCGAUGCAGCCCACGCAACAACUCCGCAUCUGGAUGCAGGAGCCGGUUUUGCGAUUGAAGAUGUACAUCUACUCUCUGGACUCCUCACGCCAGAGCUGGUAGAAUCACCAUCCGAUAUCAAGUAUGCUUUUCACGCCUACGAUAUCUCGAGACGGCCAAGGUGUCAAGAACUUAUCGAGAAAUCGAGGUUGCAAGGUCAACUGCUCGACUUGCAGCAACCCCAGGGAAUAUUCGAUGAGAAAAGCUUGGUGCGUACUUUGAACUGUAACCAGAAAUGGGUCUGGAAUACCGACUUGGCGGCAAAUCUUCAACGGGCAAGAUCCCUCUCGAAGGCCACAAGGUCGGAGGAUAGUGGAUGUCCUGGUCUGGAUGAAACUAUUAAGGCUGAAGCACUUCAAGCACUGAAGGCCUGUAUUUAA
This is a messenger RNA of Venustampulla echinocandica, 1365 nucleotides long. Its product is annotated as FAD protein. The record is from RefSeq and is a predicted model, not a curated record. Gene Ontology annotation, biological process: secondary metabolite biosynthetic process. The transcript has 2 exons. Gene Ontology annotation, molecular function: FAD binding. NCBI's taxonomy places the organism in Eukaryota, Fungi, Ascomycota, Leotiomycetes, Helotiales, Pleuroascaceae. Bases 1 to 1365 code for a protein of 454 amino acids.